Hevea brasiliensis (rubber tree) is the source of this 1792-nucleotide messenger RNA. RefSeq names its product (S)-N-methylcoclaurine 3'-hydroxylase isozyme 1. Gene Ontology annotation, molecular function: iron ion binding; oxidoreductase activity, acting on paired donors, with incorporation or reduction of molecular oxygen; monooxygenase activity. Bases 107 to 1594 code for a protein of 495 amino acids. The transcript is spliced from 2 exons. The record is from RefSeq and is a predicted model, not a curated record. NCBI's taxonomy places the organism in Eukaryota, Viridiplantae, Streptophyta, Magnoliopsida, Malpighiales, Euphorbiaceae.
GGUACAUACCACUCAUUGGGUGGCCAAUAAGAAACCUCUAUAUAUUUAUCCAACUUAGCAUUCCUUCCUCUUGAACCACUUAUCCAUUGCUAAAACCAAAUCAAUUAUGGCUACCGAAGGAAGCAACCUUUUCUUUCCCGUAAUCCUUCUUCUGCCUCUUUUAUGUCUAAUCCUCAAGCACUUGAAACCAUCAACUCCACCAAUACCUCCGGGUCCAUUCUCAUGGCCAAUCUUAGGCAACAUUCUCCAAUUGGGAAACAGGCCCCAUGUAGUUCUAACCCAAUUUGCUCAGAUAUAUGGGCCACUCUUCUCACUAAGACUUGGGACCCAACUUGUAGUUGUAGGAUCCUCACAGGCAGCUGCCAUGGAAAUUCUCAAGACCCAUGAUAGAAUUUUAUCAGGAAGAUAUGUUCCUCACAUGGCACCAACUAAGAGUCCGGAACUUAACAAGCUAUCACUUGGAUGGAUCGCCGAAUGCAAUGAUAGGUGGAAGUAUUUACGUACCAUAUGCAAAACUAAGCUUUUCUCAUCCAAAGCAUUAGAGUCACAAGCUUGUAAAAGAGAAGAAAAGGUCAUGGAUAUGGUUGGUUUUAUCAAGAAAAUGGAAAGGAAGAAGGUGAAAAUUAGAGAUGUGGCCAUGGCCACUGUUUUUAACACGUUGAGUAGAAUAUUGGUAUCAAGAGAUCUUAUGAGCUUGGAUCAAGAAAAUGCAGAUGGAGAAAUGAAUUCACUUCUAGAAAGAAUACUAGAGUUGGCUUCUACUCCAAAUAUAUCCGAUUUCUAUCCAAUAUUGGCUAUAUUUGAUUUGCAAGGUUUGCAAAAGAAAAUUAUGGGAUUGCAUGAGAGGUAUUUUAGCAUUUGUGAAGCCAUAGUCGAAGAAAGAAGGCAAGGCAAACGAGGAGAUGCUUCAAGAAAAAGAGACUUUCUUGACACUCUCAUCGACAAUGGUUCCAGAAAUGAUCAAAUCAAUGUGCUGCUUGUGGAGCUCUUAUCUGCUGGCACUGACACUAGUAGCACAACGAUUGAGUGGACAAUGGCAGAACUGAUAAAGAACCCAAAAUGCAUGAAGAAGGUGCUAGAGGAAAUCGCAAUGAAAGUAACCCAAGAUAUAGUAUUAAAAGAAUCCCAUAUACCACAGCUAACAUAUCUUCAAGCUUGUGUUAAAGAAACCCUGAGAUUGCACCCUACAGGGCCAUUUCUUCUUCCUCACCGUGCCAUUGAUACAUGCCAAGUGAUGAAUCAUACUAUUCCAAAGAACACACAAGUGCUAGUAAAUAUUUGGGCAAUCGGACGAGACCCCAAGUAUUGGGAAGAUCCUUUAGUUUUUAAGCCAGAGAGAUUUAUUAACUCGAACUUGGAUUUUAAAGGUAAUGACUUUGAGUUUAUACCGUUUGGCUCAGGAAGGAGGAUCUGCCCCGGUCUACCCAUGGCUAUAAAGCAGGUUCCAUUGAUAGUUGCUUCCUUGAUCCAUUUCUUUGAUUGGUCUCUCCCGGAUGGAAAGGAUACCACUGACUUAGACAUGACUGAGAAAUAUGGUUUAACAUUGAGGAUGCAACAACCCCUACUUCUCAUUCCUAAAGUUAAAAGAGUUUAGGAAAGAGAAAGGGAGAGAUGAGCCCACACAAUCUCCUUAGCUUGGGUGCUAUUUUCCUCAUUGUUUUGUAAUCUUUAUUUUAAUGUGUCUGUCAAUUUUAUGCCACACCUCCCACCUUAAUCCCCACUUGAAGCAGAAUAAUAUAAUUGAGAAAACACAAGGGUAUGCAAUCACAUCACUCAGCCAUCAUUAUUAUUA